Molecule: messenger RNA, 2781 nt
Organism: Knipowitschia caucasica
Lineage: Eukaryota; Metazoa; Chordata; Actinopteri; Gobiiformes; Gobiidae
Source: the annotation of a GenBank genome assembly
AUGGUGUGGGGGGGGAUAGGUUUUGGGGUGAGAAUGGGUAGGGGUGUGGUGGUAGUGUUGGGGGAAUGUGGGUGUUGGUUGAUGGGGUGUGAUAGUGGGGGGGGGGGGGGUGGGUGGUUUUUGUUGUUGUUGGGUUUGGGGGGGGUUGGUUUUUGGUGGUGGGGGUGGGGUUUGUUUGUGAUGGUUGUUUUUGUGAUAUUGGGUUGGGUGUGGGGGGGUUGGUUUGUGUGUAUUUUGGGGUGGGGUUGUGGUGGUUUUGUUGUGUUUGUGGUUGUUGGUUGGGUUGUGGGUUGGGUUAAAUUUGUUAGAGGGAGGGGUUUUUUUUGUGUGUUGGGGGGGGGGGGGUGUGAGGGGUGUGGGUGUGGUUGGUGGGUGGUGGGGUUUUGGGGGGAGUUGUGUGGGGGGUGGGGUGGUGGGUGGGUUGGGGUUGUGUGUUUGUGGGGGGAGGAGAUUUUGGGAAGGGUUGAAGGAGAGGAUAGGGUGGGGUGGGGGGGGGGGGUAAGUUGGGUGUUUGGUGUAUAUGGUUGGGGGGUGUGGGGGGGGGGGGUAGGGUGGGUGUGGGAAUUUGAAGAUGGGGGGUUGGGGGGGUGGGUGUUGGGGGGGAUUUGGGUGUUUUUUUUUGGGGUGGGGGUGGGGGUUUGGGUGAAGUUGGGGGUUUGGGGUAUUGGGGUUGGGGGGGGGGGGUGGGAUGGGUUAUGUGGUGGGGGGGGUAGGGGUUGGGUGGUGGGUGGGUGUGGGGGAUUGUGUGUUUGUGGUGAUUGUGGUGGGGGUUUGGGGGUGGGUGGGUGGGUGGAUAUUUUUAUUAUAUUGAUGAUUAUUAGGUGGGGGAUUGUGUGUGGGGGGGGGGGGGGGUGUGUGUUGGGUGUGGGGAGUGGGUUGGGGGGUUAUUGGUGGGGGUUUAGGGGGUUUGGGGGGGGGGUGGGUGUGGGGUGGUGUGGUUGGGUUGGGGGGGAUGGUGGAAUUGGGUUUGGUUUGGGGGGUGGGGUUGGUGUGGUGUGUGGGUUGGGAUAUGUGUUGGGGGGGGUGGGGUGUGUGUUGUUUGUGUGGUUGUGGUGGGGGGUAGUGGGGGAUUUGGGAUUGGGGGGGUUUGUUGGGGAGGUGUUUGUGGUUUGUUUGGUUUGGGGUGAGUAUUUGUGGGGGGGGGGUUGUGGGGGUGUGGUUUAUGGUGUUAUGGAGUGGUUUAGGGUGGUGGGUGAUUAUUGGGUGAUGGGGGGUAGUGGGUGGGGGUGUUUUUGGGGGGGGGGUGGGGGUGGGUGGGGGGGGGUUGGUUGUGUGGUGGGUUGGUUGUGGGGUGUGUGUUGGUGUUGUGUGUAUUGUGUUUGGGUGGGAGGUUGGUGUGGUGGGGGGGUGUUGUUGGGUGUUUGGUUGGGGGGGGUGUAUGGUGGUUUGUUGUGGUUGGGGUUUGUUGGUUUGUGGGGGUUGAGGGGUGUUGGGGGUUGGUGUGGGUUGUGGUGUGGGGGGUUUGGGGGGGUGGUGGGUGUGGGUUGGGGGGGGUGGGGGGGGGGGGGGGGGGGGGGGGGGGGGGGGGGGGGGGGGGGGGGGGGGUGGGGGGGGGGGGGGGUGGGGUGGGGGGGGGGGGGGGGUGGGUGGUUGAGGGUGGGGGUGGGGGGGGGGGGGGGGGGGGGGGGGGGGGGGGGGGGGGGGUUUGUGGGGGGGGAUGUGGGGGGGUGUGGGGUGGGUGGAGUUGGGGGUGGUGGUUUUGAGGGUUGUUGGGGGUGUGUGGGGUUUGGGUGUUGGGUGGGGAUUGGGGUGUGGUUGGUUGGGUUUGGUUGGGGUUGUAUUGUGGUUUUUGGUGGUUGUUGGUGGGGUUGUUUGGGGUGUUGGGUUUGGGUGUGGGUGGGUUUUGGGGGUGGAGAGGGUGUGGUGUGGGGGUGUUGGGUGGUUGGUGGGGUGUGGGUUGUUUUGGGGGUAUUAGGGAUGAAUAAUGGUGAGGGUGGGUGGGGGUGGUGGUGGGGUUUUUUGGGUUGGUGGGGGUGGGGGGUGGGGUUUGGGUUGUAUGUUGAGGGGUUGGGGGGGUGUGGUGGGGGUGUGGGUGGGGUAUGUGGGGGUGUUGGUGGUGGUGUGGGUUUAUGGGUUGUGUGGGGGUUUUAUGAUGUGUGGGGGGGGGGGAUGUGUGUGGUGAUGUUUGGUGGUGUGAUAGGGUGGUGGGGGUGGGGUUGGUUGGAGGGGUUUUGUAUGUGGAGGAUUUGGUGUAGUGGGGUGGGGGGGGGGUGUUGGGAGUUUGGUGGAUAUGGUAGGGGGUUAGGGGGGGUGGUGAUGGGGGGGGUAGGGGGGGGAUGGGUGGGUGUUAAGGGAUGGGGUGGGGGGUUGGUGGGGAGUAGUGGUGUUUGGUGUGGAUUUAUGGUUAGGGGGGGGUGGAUGGGUGGUGUGGGGGGGGGGGGGGGGGGUUUUGUUUGGUGGGUGGGUUGGGGAGGAGGUAGUUGGGGGUGGUGGGGGGUAGGUGUGGGGUGGGGGGGGUGGGGGUUGGGGUGGGGUGGGGGUGAGGGGUGGGGGGUGGGGGUUGGGGGUUUUGGGGUGUUGUGUGUUGGGGUGGGUGGGGGUUUGUGGGGGUGUUGGUUGUAUAUGGAGGUGGGGGGGGGGGGGUGGGGGGGUGUGGGGUUUGUGGUUUGUGGGUGGGGGGGGGGGUGUGUGGGGGGGUGGGUGAUGUGGUUGGUUGGGGUGGGGGUGUGGUUGGGGGUUUGGUUUGGGUGGUGGGUGGGUAGUUUUUUGGGGAGUGGUGAGUUUGGGGGGGUGGGUGUGGUGGGGGGGGGGGGUAUGGGGUGGGUGGGGGGGGGGUGUUGA